This is a messenger RNA of Phytophthora nicotianae INRA-310, 729 nucleotides long. RefSeq lists its product as hypothetical. The transcript has 2 exons. Bases 1 to 729 code for a protein of 242 amino acids. NCBI's taxonomy places the organism in Eukaryota, Oomycota, Peronosporomycetes, Peronosporales, Peronosporaceae. The record is from RefSeq and is a predicted model, not a curated record.
AUGCCCCGAGAAUUGGCAUUGCCACCGCAAGAGUUUGACUGGGAGAUAUACGCACUGAGUCAAAGUUCAAGUGGGAUCAACGGACUGUACUAUGUAUUGCUGGAUUUGCUGGAGACAACAGGAUCGGCGAAGCACCAGAAUACACUUGUGUUAGUUAUGAGCGACGGAGCUCUUGGAGGCAGCGGAGCGGAGCAGACAGAAGCGACCAAAGAGUUACUAACCAAGUUCCUUGAAAAGAACUGGUUCGUGGCUACACGCUUUGAACGAUUGGUUUCUGGACAUACAAGAGCAGUAUCAGACGAAGAAGAGGUGUGGGUGGAGCCAGUGUGGCCUAGUAGCCAUCGUGUAGAAGAACCAGUUUUAACGAACUCGCCAGUGCCACAAUCUCCACCUCAGUCUGCGUGGGGAGCCACAGCUAUCACGACGUUAUCGUUGUUUCCUACCACGCCGGUAUUGACGAUGGAGCAGAAGUUGGAACAGAAAAUGAGGCUGGAAGAUGAACGUAAAGAUCUGCUCGAACGUCUACGUAAGAACCAGGAGGCUCUAAACGUUCUUGAAUUGGAGACGUGGUCGAUGCAGAUUCCGCAACAACAAGAACUGACGCGAGUGGCGCAACAAGCGAGUGACAAACAACUGGCGAUUCGUAUGGCUGAAGAAGAAGAAAUGCAAUUAAAGUUGCUGCAAGAGUACGAGAAAGCUCAAGAAGAAGAACCAUGGACUUGGGCCUAA